This is a messenger RNA of Eutrema salsugineum, 1121 nucleotides long. Its product is annotated as transcription factor DUO1. Lineage: Eukaryota; Viridiplantae; Streptophyta; Magnoliopsida; Brassicales; Brassicaceae. The record is from RefSeq and is a predicted model, not a curated record. The transcript has 3 exons. The coding region runs from base 1 to 924 and encodes 307 amino acids.
AUGAAGAAAAUGGAAGGAGCGAAGAAGGAAGAUGUUAAGAAAGGGCCAUGGAAAGCCGAAGAAGACGAAGUACUCAUCAACCAUGUGAAGAGAUACGGUCCUCGUGACUGGAGCUCCAUUCGAUCCAAAGGCCUUCUUCGACGCACCGGAAAAUCCUGCCGUCUCCGUUGGGUCAACAAACUCCGUCCUAAUCUCAAAAAUGGAUGCAAGUUCUCUGCGGAGGAAGAGAGGAUAGUUAUUGAGUUGCAGUCGGAGUUUGGGAACAAAUGGGCCAGAAUCGCUACGUAUUUACCCGGAAGAACUGAUAACGAUGUCAAGAAUUUCUGGAGCAGCAGGCUAAAGCGUCUCGCUCGGAUUCUCCAUAACUCCUCUGAAUCCACUUCUGGUCUCAAUCCCAAAUCUUCUUCUUCUCAUCGAACCAAGGGCAAAAACGUCAAACCUAUCCAAUCCUUCAAUCCCUCUCAGCGUUUUGGUUUGGUUGAUCAAGAGACUACAGCUUCUUCCUCGUCUUCCAAGAUUAUUCCUUAUUCUUCGGACCAAGUUGAUGAAACCUUGAGAUUGCCGGAAUUGGGUAUUAAACUAGAGCAUCAGCCUUUUACUUUUGGGGCUGAUCUUGUUCUAGCAGAGACUACUUCUUCUCUCUUCUCUGAGUCGUCACAGAUUCCAAACCAGCAACAAGUUAGCCCUUUCUCUCCAGAAAGCAGAGAGCUUCUGGCUAGACUCGACGACCCUUAUUUCUACGAUAUACUUGGACCAGCUGAUUCUUCUGAGCCAUUGUUCCCUCUUCCUCAGCCGUUUUUUGAGCCGUCUCCAGCGCCCAGAAGAUGCAGACAUGUUUCAAAGGAUGAAGAUCCUGAUGUUUUCUUUGACGAUUUCCCAGCUGACAUGUUUGAUCAAGUUGAUUCAAUUCGGAGUCCUCCUUAGAUUGUGCUUGAAGUUUGUUUUCCUGUGUGUUUAGGUCUAAUUUGACGCAGACUCUAACUAGCUUCGUUUUUAGAUGGUUUCACAAGCAACAAUCUAACUACAUUCUUAUGUAAUGACAACUUUUGUUUGUUUCCCUGUAGUGUGAAAGUUGUGUUUUUUUUUUUUCUUUCAGCAGAAACAUAAAAUCUUAUUUGAUU